Messenger RNA from Physcomitrium patens, 3496 nucleotides. RefSeq lists its product as uncharacterized. The record is from RefSeq and is a predicted model, not a curated record. Gene Ontology annotation, biological process: carbohydrate metabolic process. Lineage: Eukaryota; Viridiplantae; Streptophyta; Bryopsida; Funariales; Funariaceae.
UGAGCUCGACUCACACCGUGAUGGCUCACUCACUCACCCUCCUUCCUUCCUCGUCUCCAUGUAGUUAGUUAGUUAGUGUCAAGGAACUAUUCAAUUCAUGGCUCCCGAGUAUUAGUAAUUAGGAUCCACCUCGUUCGUUCUGAAUUCAUUUCGAUAUAUAAAUAAGCGCAGUUGUAGUUGUAUUGUGCCGGAGCUUCGUUUCUGUCCGGGAAACAGAGUUGGAGCAGAGCCCUGGCGGCUUUCUCGCACUUCGAGCAAUCUUCUCAUCUCCGGAAUCUCACUCGUCCCGCCGAGUCAGAUUGCGAUGGCGAUGCUUGAAGAAGACAUAGAUUGGGAUAACUGUCGGUGGAUCGGCGCGGCCGUUUCCAGUCAUGCUGACGAUAACUUCGUAAUGGUCGCUCGAGCGGAUGCGGUGCGGUACCAGACUAUGAGGUUGCGGCGAGAAUUUGAAGUGAAGUCACAGAUUCACCGUGCGACGCUCUAUGUCUGCGGGUUGGGACAGUAUGAAGCCACAAUCGAUGGUAGCAAAGUCGGUGAGGAUUUGUUUACUCCCGGGUGGACGAAUUACAGGAAGACAUGUCUUUACGAUACCUACGAUGUGACGAUGCAGCUGCAGCGCACCGGGCGUCACGCAUUAGGAAUACUUCUUGGCAAUGGGAUGUAUCACAUUGAGGAUCCCGGCGGCCGAUACACCAAAUUUUUAAACAGUUUCGGUCCGUUGAAAGCCAUAGCGCAACUGCAUCUUGAGUAUGCCACAGGUCCGACGGUGAUUGUGAGUACUAAUGGAAGCUGGCGGAUCAGUCCCGGUCCGAUCACGUUCUCCCAUAUGUUCGCUGGUGAAGACUAUGACGCGCGCCUGGAGGCCAGGGGCUGGGACUCGCCGGGAUUCAACGACGAGAAAUGGGAUUAUGCCGCAGUGUUAGACGGUCCGGGGGGGAAGCUGCGAGGAACGAGUGUUGCGGCUCCUCCAAUUCGCGCCAUUGAGGUCUGGAAUGUGGCGAAGCCUUCGAAGGAGCUGAAGGAGGGCGUCGCCGUCUAUGAUUUGGGUCAAAAUGCUACCAUGAUGCCGCUAAUCAAAGUUAGUGGUGCUGCGGGUUCGAAAGUGCGCAUCAUUCCGGCGGAAUUAAUCAAUGACGACGGCUCGGUAAAUCGCAUUUCCUGUGGCGGAGGGAUGGCCUACUGGGAAUACACUUUGGCCGGGAACGACAGUUCCAGAAUGAGCGAGACCUACUUUCCAAAGUUCUGGUACCACGCCUCCCGAUACUUACAGGUUGAGCGCAUUGGCUCGGCGGAAGGGCAGCCGCUACCGAUUGUGGAGUCGCUGCAAAAUGUGAUUGUGCACUCUAUUUCGCCUCCCGUUGGCCAAUUCUCCUGUUCCAAUGACUUGUUCAACAAAAUCUACACUUUGAUCCGCUGGGCGCAAAGGAGCAACAUGUGGUGCUACAUGACCGAUUGCCCGCAUCGCGAGCGGCUUGGCUGGCUCGAGCAGACGCACCUCAACGGCCCUGCCCUGCGAUACAAUUUCCGUCUUGACAAACUCUUCACGAAAACAAUGCACGACAUGUCCGAUACGCAAUCUGAAGACGGAAUGCUAACUACGACCGCUCCGGAGUAUAUGAUCUUCGAUGGUUGGUAUAGCGAGUACCGCAACUCGCCGGAAUGGAGCAGCGCGUUCCUGAUCAUCGCAUGGCAACAGUACGAAUUCUCAGGGGACCUUGAACCUCUUCGUCUGUACUUCGACAACAUGGUGCGGUAUGUGGGAUAUCUUACCAGCCGUGCGGUAGAUCUUAUCGUCAGCUUUGGAUUGAGUGAUUGGUACGACAUUGGGCCCGGCGAUCCAGGCCCUUCAAAAUUGACACCGAAGGGAGUGACAGGAACCGCAUUCUACUACCAGGACAGUCUCAUCCUCGCGAAGGCGGCCAAGUUGCUGGGCCGCAACGAGGACAUUGCAAAAUUUGAGGAACAGGCGGAGCGAAUUCGAGCCGCCUUCAAUGCAAAGUACUUCAACGCAGAUACGAAUCAGUAUGCCACGGGCUCACAGUGCGCGAACGCCAUAGCGCUUGUGAUGGGACUAGUCGAUCCAUCUAACGAAUCGGCCGUUCUAGAGAACAUCGUUGCGGAUGUCGAGGCGAAAGGACUAACCGCAGGAGACGUCGGGUUUCGCUAUCUGCUGCGUGCUCUGGCGGGCGGCAACCGCUCCGAUGUGAUCUUCAAGAUGGUGAACCAGUCAGACAAGCCCGGCUAUGGCAUGCAGCUUGCAAAGGGUGCGACGGCGCUCACGGAAGCCUGGGACGCCAACCCUCGGUCAUCCCAUAACCAUUUCAUGCUUGGGCAGAUCACGGAGUGGUUUUUCCACGACCUCGCGGGGAUUCAGAGCGAUCCGGAAGUGCCCGGAUUUGGCAAGGUUGUGAUUAAGCCGACCUUCGUCGGCGAUCUGACAUGGCUCAAAGCAAGCUAUGACUCGGUCCACGGGAGAGUUGUAAGCGAAUGGAGCCGAUCCAACGAUGGCGAGGUCACUCUUACGGCUACUAUUCCAGCUACAACUACAGGGAGAGUGAUGAUUCCCACCUCGGCUUCUAGCCCUGCAGAGCUGCCUGCUUCAAAUUGUCGUGAAGGUUGCAUGCUCCUCAAAUUUGAUGGUAGUUUUGCGGUUUAUGAAAUCAUUAAACCUGGCACUUACACUUUCAUUGCGCCAUACAAUGCAUAAGCUUGCCAUAAAACCUUGCGGGAUGCAGUUAAAUGGAUUGAAGUGCCGUAAGUUUAACAUGGCCAGUGGCUGCUUCAAUGAGAGUUUCGUCAUACAGACUGGGGCGGGCACACAUUGGUGGCAAGUUUCUAGGUCAACUCCGAACAACUCUUACGGUUAGUGCUACGUUCGGAGGCCUUGAAUUGGAUUUGAACCAUGCUUACAACUCCUAUGACUAGAGAUGCUGUGUGAUAAGAAGCUGCAAGAAACGCAAAUUUCAAGAAUCAGGUUUGUUUCGGUCCCUGCCUGCUUGGGGGCCAGCCUUCACCAUUUGCAACAAUCUAGGCUCGUGAACAAGUACGAGCGAAACAGAUGGAAAUCGCAUAGGGUCUUGUGAUGAGAAGUCAUGGUUUCGCCCACAGGAUGACUAACUCACGAUUUGUGAUGGAUUAGGACGAGAAGUUUAGAGUAAUGCGGAGAAAAGAUCCGGGGAAAUUAACUCCAUGAAAAGCUGGCACGACGUUGGCAACUCAUGAGGCGCAAGUGCAAAUACUGAAAUAAAAAUUAUUCAAAGAGAGGAAUUUCUUAGACUUGGAACCUCUCUACAGAUCACGGCAGCUGGUAGCUAUUUACGUAAGGCUGAUCAGGGUUUAGGGUUUAAAUCAUCUAUUUAAACUCCAGACAUGUUUGCCGACUCCAGAUGUUGGCAAAUGAAAUUCGAAUCUCAGUAGGUAACAAGAAUGUUGCAGACUUGUCAAAAGCAUCUUGCAUUAAUCAAAUGAGGAUUAUUGUCUACGUUCCGUUCAAGAA